AUGUCAGGCAUGCUCAAGCCGCCCCCCAUGAUACGAACGCCAUCUGGCGAGUACCAUGAGACGUACAAUGACAAGUAUGUUGUCAAAUACAAUUUCAGCGAGAUCGACCAGGAAACGGCCUCCAGGGAGCUGACUGAGCUUCUCGCUGAUCUUGAAGAGACUGGCCUGCAGACAGAAGUGCGAGCGGGCUACGAUCAGACCCUCUUGGUGUUUGUCAAGGCGCCUCGCGAGCUCCUUGGAAACACCGUCUAUAAGUCGAGAUGUUCUCUCCAUGUAUCACCUUGUCAAUUGGAGCAAGGACCUCGGCGGCCCCGGCAUCACCCCGGUCUGGGCAAAUGGGAGAACGUCGAGGCCGUCUUCCCGCUGCACAAUGAAAAGAUCAACCAGUCAUUGCUGAAGCACCUGAGCAAGCGCAUUUUCCUGACCCACGACGAUCUCGACAUGGUGCGAGACCUUUGGGGAUCCAAGGUGGCCUUUUACUUUGCCUUCAUCCAGACGUACCUCGUCUUUCUCAGCUUCCCCGCCAUCACCGGCGUCUUUGCCUGGCGCUUCCUGUCCAACUACUCACUUUUUUACGCCAUCAUGACUUGUGUUUGGUGUACUGUAUUUCUCGAAUACUGGAAAAUUCAGGAGGCUGACCUGGGCAUCCGGUGGAACGUCAAAGGCAUUGGCCACGUCAAGGUCAAUCGCCCACAGUUCAAAUACGACAAGAUCAUCACAGAUGAAGGGGGACGAACGCGGCAUUACUUCCCCAAGAGGAAGCAGGUCAUGCGACAGUUGCUUCAGAUCCCCUUUGUUGCGCUCGCCACGCUGGCCCUGGGGUUUAUCAUCGUGUGUGUCUUCGCUAUUGAGGUUCUCAUCUCCGAGACGUACGAAGGCCCUUACAAGUACUACCUCGAGUACUUCCCCACCGUCCUGCUGGCAGUGGCACUUCCCUACAUCACGUCUUCCCUCGAGGACAUGGCAAAUACGCUCACCGAGUUCGAGAACCACCGGACGGCUGAUCAUCACGAGAUGUCCCUGACACAAAAGAUCUUUGUCCUGAAUAUUGUCACCAAUUACCUUCCCAUUCUCCUGACGGCAUUCGUCUAUGUGCCCUUCGGAGACGAUGUGAUUCCAUACCUCGAGACGGCUACGACAAAGCUGUUAGGAAGCGUCGGCCAGCGUUUCCACAACACAACCUUCCACGCUGAUUCUGAUCGCCUACGAAAUGAGGUCAUUGCUCUCGUUGUCACCGGACAGAUAUCCGGUUUCUUCGAAGAGAAUGUCUUACCCCUCGUCAAGCACAGAUUCGGCGGCUGGUGGCGCGAGAUCCGACGUCUGCGAUCCAAGGACUCGAUGCUCAUGUCCGUCGUUCGCGAUGACCCUGAGGAGGCUGAGUUCCUCAAGCGUGCCCGCAACCAAUCGACACUUCCGAAAUACGACGUGCAGGAAGACAUUGCCGAGAUCGUCCUGCAGUUUGGCUACCUCACCCUCUUCUCGCCCGUCUGGCCUCUCAUCCCAAUGGGCUUCCUCGUCAACAACUGGAUCGAGCUACGCUCCGACUUUCUCAAGAUCUGCAUCGAGCACCAGCGUCCUCACCCCAUCAGAACGGACGGCAUUGGGCCAUGGAUUUAUUCCCUCGACCUUCUCACCUGGCUCGGCAGCAUUUCGACCGCUGCCAUUGUCCACCUCUUUGGCUCAAGCCACCUCGGAAGCGGUGGCUGGUGUGUUUUGCCCGUCACUAUUUUUAUCAGUGAACACAUCUUCCUCGUGUUCCGCUCGCUCGUGUGCUUCGUUCUGCAGCGCCUUGGCUCGAAACAGAUCCGCAAGGAGCGCAACGAGAGGUACGCCACGCGACUGAAGCGCCUCGAGGAGCUCGAGGCCAACAAGCGGAACGGUCUGGGGCUGAGCGUCGCGGAGAGGGAGCGCCGAAAGUCGGUUCGUGCUACGGGCAGCGACACGCUGUUCACGAAGCAGGUGGAGGAGGGGCUCAGUGCCGUAGUCGGUACCGGACUGAUCAAAAGAGUCAAGCAGCAGGAUGUCGACGCGGGAACAGAGCCCAAGCUCGAUUAG
Messenger RNA from Verticillium alfalfae VaMs.102, 2055 nucleotides. RefSeq lists its product as hypothetical. The transcript has 3 exons. Gene Ontology annotation, biological process: chloride transmembrane transport. The record is from RefSeq and is a predicted model, not a curated record. Bases 1 to 2055 code for a protein of 684 amino acids. Gene Ontology annotation, molecular function: chloride channel activity. NCBI's taxonomy places the organism in Eukaryota, Fungi, Ascomycota, Sordariomycetes, Glomerellales, Plectosphaerellaceae. Gene Ontology annotation, cellular component: cortical endoplasmic reticulum.